UCGCGAUGGUCGCGGCGAGUGGCGGGACGGUCGACCGCGCGGGCCGCUGCCCGCCGGUAUACGCGUGUCUGUGCGCGCUGCUGCUGGCUCAGCUCGCCUCCUCCUUGUACCUGCUGCGCUAUGUGCAGAGGGUGGAGCGCUCCUGCUGCUGCGCGCCCGAGGAAGGCGGCAGCACGGACGAAACGGCUCGCGUGCGCGUGCCGCGCAGCGCACAGGUGGCGGGCAAGUUCAUCGGCCAGGGGGCCAACGUCGAGUUCCUCGGUACCAACAAAACGAGGCCUGCAAACAAGACGUCCGGGGCCGACGAGGAUUGGGUUACGCUGGACACCGUCUCUAGAGUACCGCUGGUGGCGAUCCAGGGGUUCUGCAAGUCGACGCGGGAGUACUGCCCGCCGGGUGUGCCGGGGUCUCCGGGUCCUCAGGGGCCGCCCGGACUGCACGGCCAGCCCGGCGCCAAGGGCGACCGCGGAGAGCGGGGGUUCCCCGGCGAGCCCGGCUCCAGGGGACUCCCCGGCGUGGCGGGGCUGCCCGGUCCCCGCGGCCCCAAGGGCGAACUCGGCUACCCUGGUCCUCCCGGACUGGACGGCCGAGACGGAGUGCCUGGAGAGCCGGGCCUGGACGGGCUGCCCGGCCGCAAUGGGCUGGACGGGGUGCCCGGCAGGCCGGGCACGGACGGGGUGCCGGGGACGCCGGGCACACCAGGCAGGAACGGCACGGACGGACUGCCAGGGCUGCCGGGACCAAUUGGACCACCUGGGCCGAAGGGACCGAGAGGUAUCGCUGGUCCACGCGGGCGUCCCGGUAAGCCUGGCACCAACGGGAUCCCCGGCACUCCAGGCAUCAACACGUGGAAGGUGCGCGUCAACGGCACCAUCAGCAACGAGCUCCUCAUCCCGCCCUCCAUCACAGGUUCAGGAUCGAUGGAGAGGAAGGACCCAACGGCGGUGCACGAAGGCGACAACGUGCGCAUCAGCUGCGGCGCCGCCGGCAACCCACGGCCGCACGUCGAGUGGCGCAAACUGGAUGGCGCGCCCAUCCCACUGGGCUCCUGGCAGACCGUGUCGGUGUCUGGCUACACGCUGAACCUGACCCGCGUGUCGCGGGCGCACAUGGGCGUCUACCAGUGCAUCGCAGACAACGGCAUCCCGCCGCCCGCCAACAAGACGUACCGCCUCGAGGUACACUUCCCGCCGCUGAUCCGCAUCCACAGGCAGCUGGUGGGCGUGGUCAACGGUUCGACGGGGGUGCUGGAGUGCGACGUGGAGGCGUUCCCGGAGCCCGUCUGCUACUGGGAGCGCGAGGACGGCCGCCUCAUUGAGCCCGGCCACAAGUUCGUCACCAGCCUCUCCGACAGGGACCGCUACAAGAUGCGGAUGCAGCUGAACAUCACGCGAGUCUACCCGCCAGACCACGGGAAGUACCACUGCGUGGCCAAGAAUGAGAUGGGCAUCACCAGGGGUGUCUUCAACGUCUACGGAGUGGACCCCCGGCUGGCGACGCCGCCGCCGGUGCUGGCGUCGCUGCCGGGGGCCGUGGUGUACGGCGAGGGCCCGCCGCCGCCGCUCGACCUGGACGACCUGUGCCCCGCCCCCCAGCCCUGCCCCGAGUGCCCCAGGGCGGGCCGCUGCCUCGGCGGCGACCUCUCGCUGCUCAAGCUGGUCGGCGGCCGGCUCGACAUCCGAGGCUUCGAGAACGUCACCGUGCCCGGACUGCCCAACAGGACCACCGACUGCCUGCUGUACGCCAUCGGGAAGCCUGUGUACCAUCGAUGGACGGACAUGACUUACGGCAGUUGGAUGCGAGACGCCAUGCCGCGGCCCGAAGCCAACGCGGAGAAAUUCUGGGUCACCAACGAAACUGACCCGUACCACCUGUACGAAUUCGCCAACAAGACUUCCUUCAGCAAGGACGUACCGACCAAAGUCUAUAAGCUGGACCACCCAUUCAAGGGCAACGCGCACGUGGUGUACAACGGGUCGUUCUUCUACCACGAGCGCGACCAGCGGCGCGUGCUGCGCUACGAGCUGUCCACGGGCCACUACACGCCGCUGGACGUGCCGCUGGUCGCCAUCAACGGCUCCAACUACCUCUACUCCACCGACCACAACUACAUCGACUUCUCCGUGGACGACAACGGCCUCUGGCUCAUCUACGCCCUGCCAGAUAUCAACAACACCAUCGUCAUGAAGGUGGACACGUCGACGAUGCAGAAGCAGUACAUGUGGAACAUCAGCGUGAACCACCACGAAGUGGGCGAGAUGUUCGUCGUGUGUGGCGUGCUGUACGCCGUGAACAGCGUCACCGACCGCAUCACAAAGAUAGCUUUUGCCCUUGACCUAUAUACGAACAAUCUACAGGACGUGAAUCUCAACUUCACUAAUCCAUUCAGGAGGACAACAAUGAUCGGAUACAAUCACAGAAACAAGGAGCUGUUCACGUGGGACAAGGGCAACCAGCUGACGUACCCGGUGCGCUACCACGAGAUGGGCUACCACCUGAACGCCACGUCAUCCGGAGGUGGCAGCGGGAGCGUCGAGGACCGCAGCGACUCCGACACCUCCAGCGGCCAGGUGCACACCGGCAUCGAGGUUUCGUAGCCGCGCCACCCGCAGCCGCCGCUGCCGCACCACCUCCAACACCGCUGAGUGAUUACCGCGGCGUGACGCGGCUGCCCGGGCACUGGCUGGCGGUGCCCGCAGCGUGGGGGCACUGUGCGCCUCACAGGAGGCGCCUGGGGGUGGCAGCAGGGGGACCGAGGGGAGGUUACGGACACUGUGCUGUUCGUAAGAUGCCGCAAACUCUAGUGGUUUGCAUGCCGGUUUUCCCUCCCAUUCUUAAUCCACCGGAAACUUAUUUCCUUUCAUUGCUCUGCACCCGUCAGACAACCGCGGACUGCUUAAUUGAGCAUAACAGGCUAUAGAACUACGGCAUAUUUAUCGUGGGGAGACGACAGUCAUUGAUCAAUUAUGUUAAGAAUAUUUUACUUCUAGACACAAUCAUGCAUCUGUUUUCAUAUUAAUGGUGUCAAUAACAUAAAACGAUUUUUCGAUAUAAAUAUCAAAAAUAAAUCUCCUUAUAGACUGGCAUAAUGAUAUUUGUGGACAUCCAAUAUCAUGCAGGAAAACGUGUCAGCUACUUACUUUUAUUGAAACUAUUAUUGGUACUUCUGUCGAAGCUGCGUGGAGAAAAAUCUUUUAUAUGCAUUGACUAGUUUUGGGCACGACGUCCAUUAUAAAAACAUCGCUUUCUUCAUAAGUAUUGGCACGUAAUACAACCAGUACAUUUGCAGACAGCCACAACUGGAAAUAGUGAGUGACAUUUACGACCUCAUGUACAGAGUGUUAUCAAUCUUCCUAGCCACGUAGCACCAGUUAACUGUUGUAUUAUGUAUCAGUACAUACGAUGAAGUCAACGGUUUGAUAGUGGGCGUCACGUCCGAAACUAACCACCGUAAAUAAAUGAUUUUUCGCACCGCAGCUUCGACAGAAUUAUAAAUAAUUUUAAUAUUGAUAUGUAUUCAGUAUUACCCACGAUGAUUCGAUAAUGACGUUACACACAUUCAGAGAUGAUGGAGAAACGUAAAUAUAUUAAUCUGAAAACAGACGAUGGAGUCGAAUGUUAUAAGCGAUUAUCGUCCUUCGAUAAGGACAGAAUCUGAAGAUAAAGUUGAAGCUUAAUAUUUUCCCACAAAAAUGUAAUUCCAUCUGUUCGAAAAUCGAUCUGAUAGCUCUGACAAUGGAAUAAACGUACCAUCACAAUUGUGGCUAAGAUUAUAGGCUAAGCAACUUUCUGAGGGACCAAAAGAAGAAAAAGAGUCUGGAAUACAUUGGCUCUGAAAUUCAUCCCUUAAGAGCUAUGGGCAGUUGUUCAUCUUCGCUAUUGUGAAACACAUCUCCUGUAUUGCAAGCUCUUUGCUUUCCAUAUUUUACAGGAGGUAGUAUGGACCAACACAAGAAAUAAUGUCCAGUAAGUAUCGGGUGUCAAAUGCAUCCCGUAGAAGCUAUGGGUACUUGUUCAGUAGAAGAGAUGUGGUUCAAAGUAGCGAGGAUGAACAGGUUCUCAUCGCUCUUAAAGUAUGCAUGUUUACCUGCCAUUUUCUUCUUCUUUUGGUCCAUACUAUCACCUCUGGAAGUUACCUUCCUUACAAUCUUAGAAACAACUGUACCGAUACAUAUAUUCUACUGUCAUAGUUGUCGGAACAAUUUUCGCUUACAACUUCCGAAUCGAUCGUUUCCGGACUAAGGCUCCUUACCUCAAAUUAACACAUGUACCCUUCUUCGUCAUCCCCGAAACUUCGUAACAUCACCACGCAAUACCAAUAUCAUCGUAGAGGACCUCGCAUUGUCAUUAAGUUAACAUGAUCUGCUAGAUUUUAUACUGGGUGUAUUGUAAUUAAUACCGAAAACUGAGACAGGUGAAAGUGCACGAAAAUAGAAGCAAAAACGUUCCACCAAAUUCGAAUCUCCAAGCGACACGUUUGCCACAUAAUUGUGAAUACGGACUUCACUCUAAAUUACUGCCCCUGUUGGUAGAAAUGUAUGCGAAAUGUAAACGUUUUGGUUGUCCCCGAAGACUUAGGCGCAGAUUUCACCCUCGGUCUACCUUAGCAAGAAAUAGAAUACUACUUCAGCCCAUUGUGUGGUACAUUUUUCUGUAUACUGUGAAACGUCCCCUUUGAACAAUUUAUAUAUGACUGUGCUUAAACUGACACACAAUAUUUUGUUAGCGCAACGCAAUCUGACCUUCAAAAUUCCCUCAGUUUAAGCACAGUCAUAUAUAAAUUGUUCAAAGGGGACGUUUCAACUGGUACCAGUUCAAGGAGGUGUCUCGCGUGUCGCCCUCGGACUUGGAUGCAACUCUAUACUCGUCUCUGCAGUGAGAUACAAAUUGUCUAUGACACCCCCUGGAUGAUCUCGUAAAUCUUGAAAAGGUUGUAAAAUUCUCUGCUCAGUUCUUGAGUCGGAUCAAUGAAAGAGGUCUUCACAUCACUCCCAAGAAGGCCCCAAAAAGAAAAAUAUCGAGGAUGGAUGUCAGAUGAUCUUGGAUAUAAAGAUGUGGCCCCUGUUAGACAAUUCCAUCACUGACCAUAUCGGGCGUCACAUGUCGUCGUCUUACGUAAGCAGCAGAAAGUGUCGGUGGCCGCAUACAUCUGCCACGUUCCACAACCAUGGACAGUGGAGAAAUUCGAGCCUAAUUAGAAGAGAAAUUAACCGAAAAGUUUAUAUUUCACAGACAUUUCUACUAAGUAGGGCGAUACUUCCUACUGAAGUCAGUGGCGACUCACAAUCACAAAUUCACAGUUGAUUUGUAAACUCAUGUUCAUUGGCAUGUUUUUGCUUUUAUUAACUUACACUUUACCAACGUCAUUGUACACUGUUAAUUAUGAUUUAUCAGCUACAGCAGAAAUUUGUCACUUUUUUUGUCACGCUAUGUUUCUUCAUAUGUUGCUAACCACUCCCAUGAUAUCCUCUUCAGCUCUUGUUCACUGGUGUUUUUUCUAUUUCUACCACUUAAAUACAAGUAGCCAUUUCGCGCUGUGCUGGUUCAGUGGAAGAGGAGAGACAGUAGCCUAUGUACACAGCUUCGAAAAUGUAGCCAAAUACGUGUGCCAGAGCAGAAGAAAGAAUCCAACUCCCUUUCUGCUCCGCUCCAUACUAUCGUUACAGGUGUGUGUGCCCCUCCAUACCAGUACGAAUCAUUUGAACCGAAGUCGAUACGGUGUGCAAACCGUUUGCAAUCAAGAGUUAAGGAAAAUGACUCACCAUUAAUAUAAAAGACUUAUUUGGAUGGAUGUUAUAUUCUGAUAUCAUUAUUCUUUGUACAAAAACUGUAUUAUAGUACCUUAACAUUUGUAUGUAACCAAUUGACACGACUACAAUAAAAUAUAAUUUACGAUGGUA
Molecule: messenger RNA, 5900 nt
Organism: Schistocerca serialis cubense
Lineage: Eukaryota; Metazoa; Arthropoda; Insecta; Orthoptera; Acrididae
Exons: 15
Coding region: 6-2597 (863 amino acids)
Biological process (GO): signal transduction
Source: RefSeq, a predicted model, not a curated record